This is a messenger RNA of Miscanthus lutarioriparius, 1080 nucleotides long. The record is from the annotation of a GenBank genome assembly. Lineage: Eukaryota; Viridiplantae; Streptophyta; Magnoliopsida; Poales; Poaceae.
AUGGCAGCGACGACGGCGACGAACCGGCGGGUGAUCCUCAAGGAGUACGUGGAGGGGUACCCUCGCGAGGAGCACAUGGAGCUGCUCCGGGGCGCCGAGGUGCCUCUCCGCCUGACGGGGACCGAGCCGGCCGGGUCCGUCCUCGUCCGGAACCUCUACCUCUCCUGCGACCCCUACAUGCGGCCCAAGAUGUCGCGCCCACUGCGGGAGUCGUACACGGCCGCGUUCGUCCCGGGCGACGCCAUCACGGGCUACGGCGUCGCGCGCGUGCUCGACUCCUCCGACCCGCGCCUCGCGCCCGGGGACCUCGUCUGGGGCAUCACCGGCUGGGAGGACUACAGCGUCGUGACGCCGCCCGUCACCAAGUUCCUCGCCAAGAUCUCCCACCACGGCGGCGGCGGCGUGCCGCUGUCCUACUACACCGGCAUCCUCGGCAUGCCGGGGCUCACGGCCUACGUGGGCUUCCACGAGAUCUGCGCACCGAAGAAGGGCGAGACGGUGUUCGUAUCCGCGGCCUCCGGCGCCGUCGGCCAGCUGGUGGGCCAGUUCGCGCGGCUCGCCGGCUGCCACGUCGUCGGCAGCGCCGGGUCGAAGGAGAAAGUCGAGCUCCUGAAGACCAAGUUCGGCUUCCACGACGCCUUCAACUACAAGGAGGAGCCCGACCUCGGCGCCGCGCUGAAGCGCUGCUUCCCGGACGGCAUCGACAUCUACUUCGAGAACGUCGGGGGCGCCAUGCUCGACGCCGUCCUGCUUAACAUGCGCGUGCACGGCCGGAUCGCCGUCUGCGGCCUCAUCUCGCAGUACAACCUGGCGGACGGGGAGAAGGACGCCGUGCGCAACCUCGGCGCCGUCAUCGCCAAGCGCCUCCGCCUGCAGGGGUUCAUCGAGCCCGACCACAAGCACCUGUACCCGCAGUACGAGGCGUGGGUGCUGCCCUACAUCAGGGACGGCACGCUUGCCUACGUCGAGGACGUCGCCGAGGGGCUCGAGAGCGCUUCCAAGGCGCUCAUCGGACUCUUCCACGGACGCAACGUCGGAAAGCAGCUCGUCCGUGUCGCCGACGACGAGUCGUCGGCUUGA